Molecule: messenger RNA, 954 nt
Organism: Plasmodium coatneyi
Lineage: Eukaryota; Apicomplexa; Aconoidasida; Haemosporida; Plasmodiidae
Exons: 4
Coding region: 1-954 (317 amino acids)
Cellular component (GO): cytoplasm
Molecular function (GO): protein binding
Source: RefSeq, a predicted model, not a curated record
AUGACCACCUACAAUGUCCUCGGAGAAAUAACCGCGUUUGAUGAAAAGGAGACCGUCAUUUCGCAUCAAUAUGCAAGAAUUAGGAAGAUAGAGAAUGUCGAAAAGUGCAAAAAUUUGAAGACCCUGCAGCUGAUCUCCAACUUCAUCGAAAAAAUAGAAAAUUUGGAAAACAACUUAGAGUUGGAGAAUUUAGAACUAUACGAAAAUUCGAUAAAAAAAAUAGAAAACAUUUUCAUGCUCACAAAUUUGAAAAUACUCGACCUCUCCUUCAACAAAAUUCGGAUCAUUGAGAACAUCGACACGCUGGUAAAUCUGGAGGAGCUGUAUCUGUCAAGCAACAAAAUCGCGAAGAUCGAAAACCUCCAAAAUUGCAAAAAGCUGAGACUGCUAGAAUUGGGCUACAACAAAAUCAGGAAAAUUGAAAAUUUGGAAAGCCUAACAAACUUGGAAGAACUAUGGUUGGGAAAGAACAAAAUAGAAGAGCUGAACCUUCCGAACUUUCCCAAAUUAAAGAAGCUAAGCUUACAACACAACCGAUUAACCAACUGGUCCGUUGAGGCUAUUAAAAACAUCCCACAAGUAACCGAGCUUUAUCUGAGCUACAAUAAAUUAAGUACCAUCAUAGAAAACGUAAAAGAGUUGAAGCAUUUGAAGGUCUUCGAUCUGUCCUACAACGAAAUCGAAAAUAUUCUAAUCUGUUCUGAGUUGAAGUCUCUGGAAGAGUUGUGGUUAAACAACAACAACAUUGGCAACAUAGACAUGAUAAAAAAUCUGCGUGAAAAUGAGAAUUUAAAAACGCUUUAUUUGGAAAAGAACGAAAUUCAGGAUAAACUGAAGGAAGACUACAGGACACAGAUAAUUUCCAUCCUUCCACAGUUGAAGCAGCUUGACGCCCUGCUCAUUUCCCCGAUAAAGGUAUCCUGCGGCCAGCGCGUUGUAGGAAAAACGCAAUGA